AUGUCCCCAGGGCCGUGUCCCCAGGCCGGGGUGGCCGCGCUGGCCGCGGCCGUGGCCGGCUGGGGGCUCCUGGUGGCCGCGGUGGCCGCGGGGGUGUGGGGGAUGGGCCGGGGCCAGACCAGCGCUGUCACCGCUGUCAUUGUCACCCGCGGGCUCUGGGCCGACUGCGGCACCGACGCCAGCGGGGUCGUGUCCUGCGUGCCACUGCUGUCCCUGGUCACCCUGCCCGGGUACCUGCACGGCAGCCGGGCCUGGCCGCUGUGCCGCCCUGGGCGCUCCUGGGGUCCUUGCAUCCCGAGCCAUGGCGGAGCCCGGACCGGGGGCGCGGCGGCGCUGCUGCUGCUGGCAGGCCUGAGCUCCGCGGGCUCCGCGCUCUGGUUCGGCCGCUCAGGAAUUCUUCGACCCCUCCGUGAUGGGAACCCGCCAAUCAGAGCGAAGGGGGCGGGGCCAGAGCGGCAACGGCGGCGCGGAAGCGAAACGUGCGGGGAACUGGGAGCGACUGGGAACGGUGCCCCCAUGGAUGUGGGGGAGGGGCCCCCCGUGCCCCCCCCGCGGGCGGUGCCGUGGUGGGGGGAGGGGCGGGGGCGGGGCCUGCCGGUGUGGGCGGGGUGGGCGGCGCCCCUGCUGCGGCCCCGGGAGACCCCGCGGCUGCUGCGGGCCCUGCCGCCCCUCCCCCCGCACCUGCCCCGCCUCAAACGGCUCCGGGCGGGGCCCGGGGGGGCGGAGCUUCUGCUGGGGCUGAGCCCCGCCCACGCCCCCAUCGAUUACAUCAUCGCCGACGAUGACGUCACCGAUUACGUCACCGAUUACGUCACGCGCCACCGAGCUGGAAACCAAAUACAACCAGUGACACCAGUGACAGCGGCGCUGGUGGCGCUGGCGUGGCGCUGGCGGCGGGGCCGGGGCGGGCGGGCGGGGCGGCGGGCGCUGGACCCCCGGAGCGGGCGGGUGCUGGCCGUGGACCGGGCAUGGAGGGAUGGGGACAGCAGGGACACGGGGACAGCGCGGUGUCACCGACAGACAGGGGACAUAGGGGACACGGGGACAGCGCGGUGUCACCAAGGGGACAGGGACAGCAAGGACAGCGACAUUGGGACAGGGCAGUGUCACCAAGGGGACAGCAGGGACGGGGACAUUGGGAGGGCACGGUGUCACCGAGGGCGAGGGGACACCAAGGACAAGGACACUGGGGACACGGGCACAGCGCGGUGUCACCGAGGGGACAUUGGGGACAGGGACAAGGGGAGGGCACGGUGUCACCCAGGGCAAAGUGACAGUGGGGACAGGGACAACGAGGACAUGAGGACAGCACGGCGUGGCCACCAAGGGCACAGUGGCAUUGUCACCGGCCAUGGUGGCAUUGUCACCGUCACGGGGAGGGCGCGGCGCCGGGGACACCCCGGGGACGGCGGCGUCGGGGCCAAGGUGGCCAAGGUCGGGGUUGGUGACAUCAUCGCCGCCCGCGGUGACGUCAUCGCCGGCCACAGUGAUGUCACCGUGGACCUGAUGGGUCACGUGACCUCAGGAGUGACCGAGAGCCUCGAUGCCACCCCAGAUGCCACCAAUGGUGUCACCAAUGACAUCACCAUGACCAACAUCCCCAUGGACCCGAUGGGCCGGGUGGCCCCGGGAGUGACCAAGUGUCCCGAUGCCACCUCUGGUGACACCAAUGACGUCACCACGGCCAACAUCCCCAUGGACCUGAAGGGUCACACCAUCCCUGGGGCGGCCGAGUGUCCUGGUGCCACCCCAGGUGCCACAUCUGGUGACACCAACGACGUCACCAAGCCCAGCUCCACCACCCGUGAUGUCCCCAUGGACCUGACGGGUCAGGAGACCCCAGGAGUGACCGAGGACCCCGAUGCCACCUCUGAUGCCACCUCGAGUGACACCAAUGACGCCACCACACCCAACAUCGCCAUGGACCUGAUGGGUCAGGAGACCCCAGGAGUGACCGAGGACCCCGAUGCCACCUCAGAUGCCACCUCAGGUGCCACCAAUGUCACCGCCGCUCCCACUGUCCCCCUGGACCUGCUGUCCCUGGGUGACGUCCCCAUGGACCUGACGGGUUACAUCAUCCCCGGGGCGGCCGAGGGCCCCGACGCCACCUCGGGUGCCGCCGCGCCGGGCGGUGACGGCGACGACGUCACCGGGGGGUACCUGCUGUCCGGCUGCGACGUGUUCGUGACGCGGGAGCCGUGCGCGCUCUGCGCCAUGGCGCUGCUGCACGCCCGCGUGCGCCGCGUCUUCUACGGCCGCCCGAGCGCCCAGGGCGCGCUGGGGACGCGCUACGGGCUGCACGGGCACCCCCGGCUCAACCACCGCUACCGGGUGUGGAUGGUGCCCCAAACUGGGCAAACUGGGAACAAUGGGAGUGAUGGUAAUGAGUGAUUGGGGACAGUGAUGGGACACUGGGGACAGUGAUGUGACACUGGGGACGCGCUACGGGCUGCACGGGCACCCCCGGCUCAACCACCGCUACCGGGUGUGGAUGGUGCCCCAAACUGGGCAAACUGGGAACAAUGGGAGUGAUGGUAAUGAGUGAUUGGGGACAGUGAUGGGACAUUGGGGAUGCGCUACGGGCUGCACAGGCACCCCCGGCUCAACCACCGAUACAGGGUGUGGAUGGUGCCCCAAACUGGGCAAACUGGGAAUGCUGGGAGCACUGGGAACAAUGGGAGUGAUGGUAAUGAGUGAUUGGGGACCGCGAUGUGACAUUGGGGACGCGCUACGGGCUGCACGGGCACCCCUGGCUCAACCACCGCUACCGGGUGUGGCACCUGCCCCUAACUGGGAAUGCUGGGAGCACUGGGAGCAAUGGGAACAAUGGGAGUGAUGGUAAUGAGUGAUUGGGGACACUGGGAAUGGGUGACAGGGGACAUUGGGACAUUGGGGACAGUGAUGUGGC
Camarhynchus parvulus is the source of this 2908-nucleotide messenger RNA. RefSeq names its product adenosine deaminase tRNA specific 3 (gene ADAT3). Gene Ontology annotation, cellular component: cytoplasm; nucleus. The transcript has 8 exons. Gene Ontology annotation, molecular function: tRNA-specific adenosine-34 deaminase activity. NCBI's taxonomy places the organism in Eukaryota, Metazoa, Chordata, Aves, Passeriformes, Thraupidae. The coding region runs from base 1 to 2391 and encodes 796 amino acids. The record is from RefSeq and is a predicted model, not a curated record.